This is a messenger RNA of Closterium sp. Yama58-4, 1761 nucleotides long. The record is from the annotation of a GenBank genome assembly. NCBI's taxonomy places the organism in Eukaryota, Viridiplantae, Streptophyta, Zygnematophyceae, Desmidiales, Closteriaceae.
AUGCCCUCGAGUGACCGCGAGGCGGAGGCCUCCCGUCUCGUCCCGUCGCCCCCCAGCGAACCCUCAGAAGAAAGCAGUUUUGCCGGCGGCAGACCAUCCGCGCACGAGCCGGCAGACGAGCCGGCAGACGCGAUGGAGGACGGCAGCAGUCUGCUGCGCAGCGACGGGGAAUCGGCGGGAAGCGCAGAUGGCGCGCGUGGCGGAGGCGCAUCCUCCUCCUCCUCGUCCUCGUCCUCCGCGCUCCCCGCGUCGUCGAGUCGCGCGCGGCGCCCCAUGCAGAAUCUUUCUUCACCGACGAACAAACCUCAAUCUUUUUCCCAUCCCCUUCCUCUGGCCCCUUUUUCCCCCCGCCCCUUCCCCCUUCCCACCACCGCUUUCCCCGUCCCGUCCACCUUCUCUUCUCCUCUUAUUGUCUCCGCCCCUUCUCGCCGCGCGCGUCGCGUGCUUAUCCCUGCAGGCAGCGGAGUGUCGGGGCUAGCAGCGGCGUGGGGGGAGGAGGAGGGGGUGCUGCGCGCGGCGGAUGAGGGCGCGGGGAGCGCGGAGAGCGCGGGGGGGCGGUGUGCGGUGUACACGUUCUUUGACCUGAACAGCGUGCAGGGGAAGCUGGAGGACGAAGAGAAGCUGGUGACGUCAUGGCAGCUGAGCUGGCAGCGGGCAGGGUGGGCGCCGCAGGUGCUGCAGAAGAAGCAUGCGGGGCGGCACCCGCUCUUCCCCAACCUGCAGCAGCGCGCCAAGGCUGGCAACUGGGAGUUCAUGCGGUGGCUCGCUGUGGCAGUGUCGGGGGGAGGUCUGUACGCACACUACAAACCGUUAUCAACCUCGGCGUGCCGCCACCGCCCCUCUGCUUCCACUCCACACUCACCGCCUUUGGGCCGCGCGGGAGCUCCCGGUGCCACGUGGCAUCGUGCAAGUGGGCCAGAGCACAGCAAGGUCACUGCUUGUGCCGGGCCGGCUCAAGAAGCAACCCUGGCAGCAGGCCACAUCGCUCCUCUGCAGCGCCUUCGCCCAGACCACAGAGUUCCAAGCCACACACUCCCGGGGAUCCGGUCCCGCUCGCUCACCUACUUCCUUCUCCCGCACCACGCAGCGCUCUACUUCGCAGCAGACUACGAGAAGUACCACAUAGAUCCCACCACGGGCGCGCCGCAGUGGAUGCGCGACAGCUACGGCGCAGGCAAUGUGCCUACCGGGCUGACAUACAGCGAGUUUCUUAUUAUUCUCACCAAUGCGCUCAUGGGAAAGAACCCUGACAAGGAGAGUGACCCGCAUCUGGAUGAUAGGUUGUCAAGGGGCCUGGCGUCGGUGCUGCGUGUGGGCAUGGAGGAGGUGGCUCAAGUGCCCCUCUCGCCCUCCUCCCUCCCCGCCGACCUCAUCUCGUUCGGUCGUUUCGACGAGCCGCACCUCUCCAUCCCCGUAUUAGAGCUCUCCUUAGGCUUCCUCCUAGAGGACCGGCCGCGAGAAGAGCUGGAGGAGGCGAUAGGGCGCGUGUGGGAGAGCGUGGGGCACUUUGUGGGGGCGGUGCACGGGGAGGCGAAGGAGGAGAUGGAGCGGCACAGCCGCGUGGACGAGAGGGUUCUGGCCGUGGUGGAUGGACGGUUCAGACAGGCUGUCAAGGUGGCUCAAGCACUGGACGUGGCACAGGUGCAUGGGGAGGCAAAGGAGGAGAUGGAGCGGCACAGCCGCGUGGACGAGAGGGUUCUGGCCGUGGUGGAUGGACGGUUCAGACAGGCUGUCAAGGUGGCUCAGGCACUGGACGUGUGA